Molecule: messenger RNA, 1566 nt
Organism: Penicillium subrubescens
Lineage: Eukaryota; Fungi; Ascomycota; Eurotiomycetes; Eurotiales; Aspergillaceae
Product: glycosyltransferase family 69 protein
Exons: 1
Coding region: 1-1503 (500 amino acids)
Source: RefSeq, a predicted model, not a curated record
AUGCCCGCCGGUGUCCAGUCCGACGAGUAUGAGCUUAGCUCCGAGUCGUUACUCGGGUGGAGGAAAAACGACCUGCCUGGUUAUGAAUGGCGACAUCACACCUCCACCCUGCGUUGGAUGGGAAGGAAACUGUCCGCGCUCUCAACUGCCGUAAUCCUCCUCUUAGUUCACACCCUGAGUGUGCUCUUCGGAUUGGGAGUUAGACGCCGAGCGAUUUUCUUGAUUCGCCUCACACUCGGUGGCCUUCUAGUGCUGAUAUGCCUGACUGGAUUAUUUUGGCCAUCAUAUACCCACUUACCGCCACAUUAUAAGACACUCAGAAACCAAGUCCAUAGCAGCGGUUCUCCUGGACGCGGUAACAUUGAGAACCAAAAAGUCUACAUUGCCGCUGUUCUUUACGAUCCCGAAGGGACAAUUGCUAACGGGCGAUGGGGAGACGCAAUUCUCCAACUUAUUGAACUUCUCGGGGAGCAAAAUGUUUUCCUCAGUAUAUACGAAAACAACAGCGCACAAGAAGGCGAGAAUGCCCUCCAGGCUCUAGCUGAUCGAGUGACUUGCAACAAAUCGAUCGUAUCAGAACCAGGUCUCAGCUUGGGGAAAAUACCUAGAGUGGCCAUCCCAGGAGGAAACAUGCGAAUCAGGCGCAUCGACUAUCUGGCCGAAGUCCGAAACCGUGCUUUGAAGCCACUACAGAGCGCUGGCAUGACGUACGACAAAAUAAUUUAUCUGAACGACGUGAUCUUUGACCCUGUCGAGGCACUCCAGCUUUUGUUUUGCACCAACGCGGACUCUGAUGGCGUUGCGCAGUACCGAGCCGCAUGUGCAGUGGACUUCAGCAACGCUUUCAAGUUCUACGACACCUACGCAACUCGCGACUUAGAAGGCUAUGGAAUAGGUCUUCCUUUCUAUCCUUGGUUUACUACCGCGGGCAAGGCGCAGAGUCGUCAAGACGUGCUGGAGGGGAGAGAUGCUGUGCGCGUCCGCAGCUGUUGGGGUGGUAUGGUGGCAUUUGAUGCCAAGUUUUUCCAAGACCCUGAUCCUGUUCGAUUUCGUGCGGACUCUGAAAUAUUCUGGGAUGCAUCCGAGUGCUGCAUUAUUCAUGCAGACUUACGCGAUGCAAUACCGACCUUGGAAGGAUCCCACAGCUCAGGAUCAUACAUGAAUCCCUUUGUUCGGGUCGCUUAUGACGCACGAAGCCAUUCUUGGCUUUGGACAACUCGACGUUUCGAAAAGCUAUAUCCAUUCAUUCACAACAUCUUGAGCCAUUUGGUCGGAUUUCCCCGAUAUAACCCUCGGCGCACAGAGUUGUCUGGCCAGAAGAUCAUGGACACCAUUUGGGUGCCGGGCGAUGGUAAAGGAAAGGAGGGGAAGGUUCGAACUACAGAGCGUGAAGCUGGGAAUGAUGGCUUUUGUGGCCGUCGGGGACUCGAAGUCCUCGUUGAAAAGAGAAUGUCUGGUCAAGAUGGGUUUGAGCCCAUCAAAGUUCCAGCCGGCUUGGUUUAGUCCGUGUUUGAAACUGUCCAAAUAGAUACAUUUAAUAUCAAAUAUGCGCCAGAUAAUGAUGAG